AUGGAUUUGCCUCAUCUCGCUCGAGUCCUCGACUCGACGCUUUCGAGCGAUCCUCAGAUUCGAGAGGAAAGUUCCCGAUUUUUACUCCGAAACGUCUUGCCGAGAAGCGAUGGAUUGGAAAGUUUACUCUUACUUUCCUCGUCGUCCUCGUCUUUAAGGAAUGGUGGUGGUAACGAGGGAGAGCAAUUGGUAUCGGACGGGGGUAAACUCGCCGCCGCGGUUGCGUUUAAAAACGGGAUUAAGAAGCGAUGGAUUGUAUCUGAUUUGGACGAGGAGGAGGAGGAGACUUUAGAGAAGUGGAAGGAAAUCGAACCGGACGCGAAGGCGAGAUUACGCGUUUUAGUCCUGGAAAAAGCGCUCGAGGAAGACGAGGCAUCGGUUCGUAAUACUAACGUUAAAAAUCAACUCGCGGAGGCUUUGCAAAUCAUCGCUUUGAACGAUUUAACGUGCACGCGAGAGUUUCCGCAGGGGAAGUGGCCGGAACUCGUGCCGAGCUUAGUGCAGAAGAUUGGUCGAUCGAUUCUCGUCGAAGGUGGUGAUAGUCAGAGAAGGGGAGAGACGUUGAUAAAUAGUUUGACGGUGGCGAAUGCGAUUUUUAAACGGUUUCGAGGAGCGACGAAGACGGACGCGUUGUACGUGGAGUUGAAGAUGGCGCUGGACGGGUUCGCGAAGCCUUUGUUGGAGGUGACGAGGGAGUGCGCGAAAAGAGUGUGCAGUAGCAGUGGUAGCAGUGGUAGUAACGAAGAGAAGGCGCAGAGGAAACAAAUGGUGAAAGCGUUGAGAUUGUGCUUGAGAAUAUUUUACUCCUUGAACUCGCAGGAGUUGCCGGAGGUGUUUGAGGACGAUAUCGCGCACUGGAUGGAGCUGUUUCACGGCAUGUUGAACGUCGGGAUAGAGAGCGGUGGGAGCGGUAACGACGAAUGGGGUGUUGAUAUGGACGCGUUGCGCGCGGCAAUUUGCGACGCUUUAAAUCUGUACGCGGAGAAGAACGAAGAGGAAUUUAAGCCAUACUUGGAAACUUUCGUCAGAGACGUGUGGACGCUGUUAGGCAAUUAUUCCAAGGAGAAAAGUAGCGAUAAUAAUAGUCAAUAUCAAAACAACCACGAGGAAGACGAGGAUGAAGUCGAGCGAUACCGCGAACGCGUCGCGUCCUCGGGGAUGGCAUUUUUGACCGUCGUUGCUUCCGGCGUGCAUCAUACGCUCUUCGAAGCGCCGGAAACGUUGCAAAAUAUCAUCGAAAAUAUAGCCAUUCCAAAUUUGCAAUUUCGGACGGAGGACGAGGAAAUUUUCGCGGAUAACUUUGCGGAGUAUUUGCGAAGAGAUAUGGAAGGAGGCGACCAAGAGACGAGGCGGAGGGCGGCGUGCGAACUGAUCAAAGCGUUAGCCGCCAAGUUUCCACAAAGCUGCACCGCCGCGGUUGGCGGAUACGUGCAACAGCUCUUAGCGCAGUACGUACAAAAUCCGUCCAUGUUUUGGAAAGCGAAAGAUUGCGCCAUUUAUUUGGUGUUGGCGUUGGCGGUGAAGAAGAAAACCAACGCGCGAGGCGCGACGGAGAUUAACGAGUUAGUAGACGUGGCGGACUUCUUCAACGCGCACAUCAGGAGCGAACUACUGUGCGAGAACGCGACGACGUCGCACCCAGUCGUGCGCGCGGACUGCUUGAAGCUCCUCACCGUUUUUAGAGGAUUCGUCCCGAGAGACGCAGAAUUGCAAAUGUUGCCGCAUUUGGCUAAGUUACUCUUGGAUAGCUCUAACGUCGUUCACUCGUACGCGGCAAACUGCAUAGAAAAGAUGAUGACCUGUCGCGAUUAUAGCCAGUUGCAGCAGCAACAGCAGCAACUGCAACAACAAAAUAGCACCAUAGCCGCUUCGGCGCCGGUCAAGUUUGCUCCGAACGACUUUGCGCCGUUCGCGAAUGAUAUUCUGCAAAACUGUUUCAACGGAUUUGAAUUGCAAGAUUCUAGCGAGAAUGAGUUCAUCGCGAAAUUAAUCGCGAAAACGUUGCGAUAUAUCGGUGGAGGAGGUUCAAACGCCAGCGGCGGCGGCAAGUUACUCGCCAACGAAGUAAUUUUUGCGUGUUGCGAAAAGCUUUGCAAGCGUCUCGACGAAGCCGCGAACAACCCUAGGAAUCCGACGUACAAUCACUUCUUGUUCGAAGCAACGACGGCGUGCGUGCAGUGCGUUGAUUUCUCACCGAAUUCGCAGGAGAAACAGCGCGUGGAAAGUGCAUUAUUCCCGACGUUCUUGGGAAUUCUCGCCAGAGACAACGCGGAAUUCACGCCGUACGUCUUUCAAAUCUUGGCGCUGAUGUUGGAAUCCGCGGCGGUACCGGCGGCGGGUACCGGCGGAGUCGCGGUUGGGAUCUCCUUAACCGAACAAUACUUACAACUCCUCCCAGCGUUGCUCGCGCCGCACACGUGGGACAGACAAGCCAACAUCCCCGCAUUAGUCCGAUUGUUAGACGCAUAUCUCAAAGCCGCGCCGGUACAAAUCGCCCAAUUAGGGUACCUCACCGGCGUCUUAGGGGUGUUUCAAAAACUCAUCUCGAGCAAAGCGCACGAUCAUCAAGGUUUUUACAUUUUGAACGCCUUCGCGAAGAGUUUAGAUUUAUCCGUCUGGAGCGAACAUUUGCCGACAAUUUGGCAGGUUUUGUUCCAGCGCUUACAAAGCGGCAAGACGCCAAAAUUUUGCCGAGGCUUUGUCGUAUUUUUGAGCGUGUUGGUCGCCAAGCGAGGCGCCGAGGCGGCGGUAUCGAGCAUGGCGACCGUACAAGCCGGGAUUCACGAGAUGAUUCUCUCGAACAUUUUCGCCGUCGAAAGUCAGAAAGUUGCCGCCAAAGAGGAGAAAAAGCUCGUCGCCGUGGCUGGCGCGCGAUUUUUGUGCGAAACGGAGUUGUUGAACACCAACGCCCAGUGUUGGAGAGACGUGUGCGCGGCGUCGGCGAGGUGCGUAGACGCCUACGUUUCCACGACCGACCAAGACGGGAAAUCAUUAGCACCGAAUGGCACCACCACCUCCAACACCGAGAAACUCGCCGACGACAUCGACCUCGCGGACGAACUCCUCGAAAAAAUCGAGCAACAAGGCGGCUACUCCGCCUCUUACUCUCAACUCUCCGCCGCGAAAGUUAAAGGCGCGCGCGCCGACGAAGACGUUUUGCGAGACGAAGUUCCGGACAUCGAAAUAUAUUUCGGUCAAUCCUUGGCGCAGUGCGCCCAAAAAUGUCCAGGAGACGUCCUGAAAUCCACGUUGUCGUUGCUGGAUGGGGACGUGCAAAGUUGCGUCGCUCGGUGUUUCCAAAAGAUUGGCUUCGCUCUCUAA
This is a messenger RNA of Bathycoccus prasinos, 3321 nucleotides long. RefSeq lists its product with no specific name. Bases 1 to 3321 code for a protein of 1106 amino acids. Gene Ontology annotation, biological process: protein export from nucleus; protein import into nucleus. NCBI's taxonomy places the organism in Eukaryota, Viridiplantae, Chlorophyta, Mamiellophyceae, Mamiellales, Bathycoccaceae. The transcript has a single exon. The record is from RefSeq and is a predicted model, not a curated record. Gene Ontology annotation, cellular component: nuclear envelope; cytosol. Gene Ontology annotation, molecular function: small GTPase binding; nuclear export signal receptor activity.